UGGUCGGCUUAGGCGAUGAACGAGUCGCGGCGCAAAUGAAAUUAAAAGUGAAAAAGUGAAUUUGUUUACGUAUUGUUGUUGUCCGUCUAAUUUGGUGCGUUCAAUAUGAAGACUUGCGUGGUGUUUUUGGUGUUGGUGUUGAAAAUUUCAGGUUUUGAUGCGUUCAUCAUUCCCGACGAGUUGCCGUCUUUGCUCUCGGUAAUUUACUCCAACAUCCCGACAAUUAAGAAGGGUACUGACUCCCGAUUGGGUUGGGGCUUCAGACUGGGCGACAGGGCUGAUUUUCAAGUACUUUUAGAGCUCGGACCCCAAACCAACACUCAACCUCUAGCAAAUCAGGGCGACUCGAACACCAACAACAAGAGGAACACGUUGGAGAACCUGGCCAACACUUUGUACGCACAACGGCAGAAGGAGAAGAAGGAGAAGUUACAGCUGCAACAAUUGAAGGAACAACUACAAAACCAAGAUGAGGUGAAGCAACAAGACAACGAGGCGUCCACGUGGCUGAAAACAUGGAGCAAGGACAUGCGUAACCAAAAUGAGGAGGAUGGAAUCAAAACGUUGCUGCAGAACCUGGCGAAAGCCAAACCUGGUUUGGCCGAAGGCGAAAUCGAUGCCAAAAGUGUGAUCCCCGAAGACGAGUCUGGUGAGAAGAAACCAGUCAAGAAAAGAGCCGAAAAGGUUAAAAGCACCACCGAAGGUGCUUUGGACGACGUGAACUUAGAUUAAGAUUGUUUAAUUUAUUUGUUAGGAUAGAGUAUUUUUGUAAUUUGUAAGGAAUAAAGUGAUCUGGUCAUUAA
Molecule: messenger RNA, 803 nt
Organism: Aethina tumida (small hive beetle)
Lineage: Eukaryota; Metazoa; Arthropoda; Insecta; Coleoptera; Nitidulidae
Exons: 3
Coding region: 106-732 (208 amino acids)
Source: RefSeq, a predicted model, not a curated record